UCAAGCGACCAACGGAAUAAACAUUUCACAUGGGAUUCCAAUCUCUUCAACAUACUUUUCUAUUCUCUAAUUCUCAAUAUCCAACCACUACAAUUCCAAUUUCCAAGUAUCGCCAGCCUCGAAUCACUUGAAAGAAAAGGCCUUUUCAAGAGGAUUGGCUUCGUUCCAAAUUUUGUUCGUUUUUAUUAACCAUCUAUUCUUUGAAGUUUCCAUUCGUCUGUUUAAUAUCGUCAAUCAUCAGUCAAGAUGCGGUAUGAUGAUUGGGAUGUACUUCUAUUCCCUAAGGAUUGCAAAAUCCCAUUGAAGGAAUUCAAGACCGAUUGCCAUGUUAUUCAUGAUAAUGAAUUCGCAUUCACACACGGCUCUUAUGGUUUGCCGACUAUGACCUGUUUCAUACCAGGAUUGGCACAGGGUACUCAGUUCAACAUCUCGCUCCACUCUUGGAAGACACCAGAAGUGAGCCAGUUCACCAAGAAUUUCAGCAAGCAUCUUGAUUUGGUUAAGUUCGAAGCACGAGUCAUAAUCGACGGUCGUUUGGUCGCUUCAUCUUCGUUUAGUCGUACCGGACCAUGGCCUCAACUGAUUAACCACAGCUUUGAAUUUACCAAAAACGGCGACCUCGAGACCCUCAGAUUCCCCCACUUUCGUCGUGAGAUGCUUCAGCAAAGUUAUUGGAGUCCCGCGGACGAAGUUGGGCGGAUUAAAAUCGUCAUUAGCGAAGGAUUCCCAAGGGACUCCUUAACUGCUCCUAUCGAACGGGUCAAAAAUAUUGUUGCCUUCUCGUUCCAACACGCUCCAAUUGACGUCCUUGAGGGGUCCGGGAUUGCUUGGCCGAACCCUAGGAUGUGGCGCCGCACCCCUUUCAACCCUACGAUGCCCGUCCCAUCACGCCACCACGAAGAUGGCGCCGAUGCUCACCUCCAUUCCCCUCGCCGUCGAUCGACAAGUUAUAUGAAAGGCAUUUCCGGUUCAUCCAUGUAUAACACCUGCCCCCCAGGAUUGACAAAUGCUAAUCCCAACCACCUACUCGGCUCCAUGCCUAACACUCAGGCUCUAUUGCAGCGUGGUGGCGCUGGGCCUAGUUCUACCUGGGCAGACCCUUUCAACACACAGAAAUCAGAGGGAACUGCUUUCGCUUGGACAAGCGGCGACUUCGGACCCGUGGGAUGCGGUGUAGUUAACAGUGGCAAGUCAAGUUACAACCCUGCCGCCAACCGGAGCGUUACUGGCACCAGUAAAAUAUCACAGUCCGACACCAGCAUGCCUGAUUAUGGGUUGGGCGAUUUGCACAAUGCCCAAAGUAUAUCGGAUCACCAAUUUCUAAACAUGCCAACUUCUCAUAUUGAGAAUGCUGAUAUGGCCACCCACGAUCCUAAAGCACCGACUAAUACGCCCACGACUAUGGUUGGAUCGAACUUCAUUGAUGACCUGAAUAUUGAUAUGGGCAGGAUUGAUACGCCUGCAAGUGCUUCAGUAAAUGAUUUCUUCAACCCGAGUCACGCUAAUUUCUCGUCCGAACUUGCCACCUCUCUCACUCACUCGCUGCUAAACCAACCACAUCCUCUUCCAGUCCACGCCGGAAACUUCGGUCUACCUGCCUCCGAAGUUAAGUCACGCAAAGAGAACCGUCUUCAUCGAGAUUCCCCAAUUGAAGACGUAUCGGGCAUCACUCACAUUGACAUGCGCAAGGUGUCACAGUCGUCACUCGGUAAUCUUGGCAAAGAAACCCGAGACACCAGCACCAAUAACUCUCCACCUAGCCAAAGUACGUUGUCAGGAAUGUUCUCCCGUCGAUCUACCUCAGGAGCAGAUUCUGGGAAUGACCUUCCUAGCGUCUCUAAUGUCUUUACACACUCGGGUGUGGAUGCGGUUUGCGACGCAAAGUCUGAUUCCCGUAUUAUAAGUGGGGCUGAUAAAGCUAACAAGCGCAUUCGUCAUUUUACGCCCAUCAGCGGCAACAUAAUCGACGAUGAUAUCGAAGCGUUGACCAACAGUCCCCGAAUCCAGAUCGAACCAAAUGAUCAGUUCGGGGUGUCUGUAUAA
Molecule: messenger RNA, 2043 nt
Organism: Hypoxylon trugodes
Lineage: Eukaryota; Fungi; Ascomycota; Sordariomycetes; Xylariales; Hypoxylaceae
Exons: 6
Coding region: 247-2043 (598 amino acids)
Source: RefSeq, a predicted model, not a curated record